AUGCAAGGAAUGAACGAAUGGCGCACAGUACAGCAGACAAUAGUCGAUGGGGAGAGAUUCUUCCAACAAGUUGGACGAAUGGACGAUGAUGCACGAUUUGCAGACGUACCUGUGAGGCCGUCCUUUGUAUCCACGGAACGACACACCAAAGCAACGGCAGAGACGCUAUCUGAACGACUAGGAAUCGGUUUGCACAGAGCACGAGCCACCUUGAGAUCGACGCUACAAAGGGGAACGCGAUCCGCCAUACUACCACUGGCAAGGAGGUACCGAGCGGACCGCAUGUUCCUAAGACCAAGACUGAAAGGCAAGUUCUCAACCGACACGGCCUAUUUCAACCACAAGUCGAUACGAGGCAACAUCGCAAGCCAGAUCUAUUUCCACAAGAGCGGUUUCUACAGUUGCCAUCAUCUCUCAAAAGUGGACGAAAAGCAAGUUGGGCCGACCCUCAAGAAAUUCAUAGCUGACUACGGUAUACCAGAGCACCUCACGAUGGACGGAGCAGCAGUACAAGUGGGACGCAACACGAGCUUUAUGGAAACGAUCAACAGAGCCGCAAUUAACUACAACAUCUCCAAACCAUACCGACCGGAAGAAAACCCAGCCGAAGGGGGAAUCAGAGAACUCAAGCGACGAUUCUACAGAUUGAUAGUCAAGCAUGCGAUACCAGAACGGCUAUGGGACUUUUUGCUUGAUUAUGUGGUUGAUACCAUGAACAAUGAGCAUCACCGCCAACUACUCAAGAUAUUCUGA
Molecule: messenger RNA, 753 nt
Organism: Cylindrotheca closterium
Lineage: Eukaryota; Bacillariophyta; Bacillariophyceae; Bacillariales; Bacillariaceae
Source: the annotation of a GenBank genome assembly